Messenger RNA from Octopus sinensis (East Asian common octopus), 1624 nucleotides. Its product is annotated as 2-oxoisovalerate dehydrogenase subunit alpha, mitochondrial. Lineage: Eukaryota; Metazoa; Mollusca; Cephalopoda; Octopoda; Octopodidae. Bases 27 to 1358 code for a protein of 443 amino acids. Gene Ontology annotation, molecular function: oxidoreductase activity, acting on the aldehyde or oxo group of donors, disulfide as acceptor. The transcript has 9 exons. Gene Ontology annotation, biological process: branched-chain amino acid catabolic process. The record is from RefSeq and is a predicted model, not a curated record.
AUAAGGAUACAUUGAACGCUUCCAUCAUGACUAGCUACUUUGGCAGAAAAUUCCUUCAGACUUGUUUCAGAUUGUCGAAAUACCAGAAUGUUAAAGUACCUUUACAAGCGUCACGCCAUAUUAGUGUUUCACCUGCGUUGAAUCAUUUUGAAGAAGAUCGGCCUGUUUUUCCUGGCUCCCGCUCAAACUAUACACCUGCACUUGAAUUCUUAAGAUCUGAUAUGUAUGAUGGUAUUCCUGUCUACAGGGUAAUGAAUAAAAAAGGAGAAAUUAUCCAAAAGGAUCAAGAUCCCCAAUUGGAUGAUGACACAGUGUUAAAGAUGUACCAUGACAUGACGUUGCUGAACACUAUGGACCGAGUGCUCUAUGAUUCUCAAAGACAAGGCAGAAUUUCAUUCUACAUGACUAACUAUGGAGAAGAGGGCACUCACAUUGGGUCAGCUGCAGCUCUUGAUCCUGGUGAUUUGGUAUUUGCUCAGUAUCGGGAAGCAGGUGUGUUGCUCUGGAGAGGGUUUCAGUUAGACGAGUUCAUGAACCAAUGCUAUGGCAAUAAUGAAGAUGCUGGAAGAGGAAGACAAAUGCCAGUCCAUUAUGGCUCUAAGAACCUUAACUUUGUUACCAUAUCCUCAACUUUAGCCACACAAAUGCCACAAGCUUCUGGUGCAGCUUAUGCUUACAAACGUGCACAGAAUGGUAAGUGUGUUAUUUGCUAUUUUGGUGAAGGCGCUGCUUCAGAAGGGGAUGCUCAUGCUGCAUUCAAUUUUGCUUCUACUUUAGAUUGUCCUGUGAUAUUCUUCUGUCGAAAUAAUGGAUAUGCUAUUUCAACACCAACCAGGGAUCAGUAUCGAGGAGAUGGAAUUGCAUCUCGAGGCCCUGGUUAUGGAAUGGCAACUGUACGUGUUGAUGGCAAUGAUGUAUUUGCUGUAUACAAUGCAACAAAAGCUGCUCGCAAUGUGUGUCUAAAUGAAAUGAGACCAGUCUUAAUUGAAGCUAUGACUUAUCGUAUUGGUCACCACAGUACAUCAGAUGAUAGCUCAGCCUACCGGUCAGUUGAUGAGGUGAACUAUUGGGAUAAAGAAGAUCAUCCUAUUGCUAGACUAAGAGCCCACAUUGUCGCUAGAGGUUUAUGGAAUGAUGAUAAGGAGAAGUCAUGGAAACGUAUUACGAGAAAGAGAGUACUGGAAGCGUUCUCAAAAGCAGAAGGACGAAAGAAGUGUAACCCAGAGUCAAUGUUUGAUGAUGUCUAUGAUGUGGUUCCAGAUCAUAUUCAAAAACAGAGAAUGGAAAUGAAAGCACAUGUUAAUCAAUACAAAGAACACUAUCCUUUAAAAUUGUUUGACAAAAUGUCAGGUUUAUAGCUAGAAAAUUUAGAUCUUUUUUUUUUGUAAUUUUUUUUUUACCAAUUUUAUUUUGAAAUAUUUCAAGACAGAGUCUAACAUGAUUUCAUAUGUCAAAUGAAAUAAAGUUUAAAAUAGAUUUUCACUUUAAUCAGUGACUUUUUUUUAUUGAACGGUCGAUGGUGUUGUAAUCAUUAAAAAGAAUUAAAAUAGUAGGAAAUAAUGUUAGCACUUUUGGAAGAUAUCAACAGCAAAGAUAUAACAUCAAAAUUCUGUUAUUUUGCAUG